AUGUUGGCAGCUACCUUUCGCUUCGCUGCUCGGAAUAGGGUCAUGUCCUACCGGGCAUUGUCAAGCCUCUCAAGCAACCCGUCCAUCAAAGUCCUCGACAACCCCAACUCUCCCUUUACCCACGUCCUCAGCUACCUCGAGACCGAGCCUCCGUCUGAACGCCUAGCGAUUGGGACUACGGCAGCGAAUCCUCCUACUCCCCAGUCCUUCACCGAGAACCCGGAAUUUAUCUCAAUCCUCAACGAGGUUGUGUCCGAGUACGGCCAUGAGGACGACGACUUGGUCAGCCAGGCGCGAGCCUUUGCUAGCCCUGGCGCAUUCAACCUGGGCGCAGGUGGGGGUGUGUUCUUCUCUGCGGCGAAGCGACCGAACAAGCGGCUCCGGCGACAAGGUGGCAGCGGUGCUGGAGAGUCGAGCGCAAGUGACGCAAGUGCGGAGCCGAAACCCGCAGGCACAGGACGGGGAGGAUGGGUGCAUCUUAGUGACCGACGGAACCCGCCAGACUUUGGGCGUAUAGCGUGGCCGGAGGAUAUCCUGGGCAGCGUGGAGGUGGAUGAUACCGGGACCAUCAUAGGCAAGGUGCAGCCUAGCGGGACGUACCGCAUUUUGACGAACGCGGGAAUUUUGGGACUGAGCCCAUUUUUGCAGGGAAAGCUGGUGGAUCGGUUGAGGCAGGAGGAAGCAAAGGAUCGCCGCCGGGGUUGA
Ilyonectria robusta is the source of this 705-nucleotide messenger RNA. RefSeq lists its product as uncharacterized. Bases 1 to 705 code for a protein of 234 amino acids. Lineage: Eukaryota; Fungi; Ascomycota; Sordariomycetes; Hypocreales; Nectriaceae. The transcript has 3 exons. The record is from RefSeq and is a predicted model, not a curated record.